AUGGCAACUAUCCCCUCAGUCCCAGAGUCCGCUGCUGACAAACAUGAUGUCCGCUGGCCCCCGUUGUUGCCACAACAAGACGAGUCAAAGUCGUCGUUCUGGCAGGCUGACGGGUCUUUCAGCUGUGACUGGGCAGCCCUAAGGGCAGGCGAAGCAUUCUGCUCUUCCGUGAAUGCUUGCUGCGCGUUCUGUCUUUCGCGGGCCCUCGGAGGCCCCUCAGAGAUGACCUACGCCUUGCUGGAGAAGCUGCGCGCAGGGGCGAAAAUGGCAAUCAAGGAAGAAGUUGGCCAUCUUAUUCAAACGGUCAAGGCUUCGGCUGCGAGCGGUGCAGUUGCUGCAGGGCAAGACGGCAGCAACGCCUCGGAGGCCCCGGAGGAUUUGACCCAGCAGCUUCUCAAGCAUCCGGCACUGCAGGCAGUGGCAUUUUUGAGCGUACACGAACGUCGCUUGGCUGUAUUUGAGUUGUCGGCUGAGCUGUUGAACAAGCAGCAGCGGCUCCUUCUGGCGACUGAAAGGGUAAGGGCCCUUGAAAAAAUUCGCGAGGACCCAACUUUUGGUAUAGUUGAGCGUGCACAGCAACAGCUGCCACCCUCGUCCAUUGACGCCAACAUCGCCACCUACAAAGAAAGCCUCAGCUUCAUCGCUGACAAGUGCAACAAACUCGCUCACUUGACGCAGUUAAUUCAACAACAAUAUCCGCAACCCCAAAUAGGUCUGGUGAGGCCCAGUUGGGAGGCGGGACAACUCGUGGGAACUGCCGGAGAUACCCUUCAUGCUCCAGCCGACUCUGGUCUGCUUGGCGCUCUGCGAGAAUUACAGACGCCUCACGCGUCGAUGCAUUCUCCCCAUUCACUACGUGCUCGAGGCUCUUCGCAUGGCGCUUCACCUGUCGUGCAGACAGAAGACCUCGGCGCAGCGCCUCGAUGUCGGAAGCCACCUGUAGGUGACGAGGAUGCCAGACCAAGGGGUCAACAAAAAGGUGCGCCUGCCAGUGGCAGGAGGAACCGCUCCCCCAUUCGUCCCGGCAACCAGAGAGCUACGAGAGAGCCCCCUGUCAGCUCGGCGCGUGGAGGAGUUCCCCCUGCGUCGCUGACUUCCCCAAACAGCCGUUACACGAACAACGGCUCUAUGGAACCAGGCAACAACAAACGGACUCGGGAGCCUGAGGAGACAGCUCUCAAGAGCGGCUGGAGGCGAGCACUCCCUUCAGCUACCAGGCACGCCGAACUGGAUAUGGACGCCGAGGCCGGAUGGCAAUCUGCAGAGCCCACAACGAGAGGAGACCCAAUGAAGGAGGCGGUCUGGGUUGAUUCCUUCUUGCGCAGACGUCCCGAAACUUGA
Eimeria maxima is the source of this 1341-nucleotide messenger RNA. RefSeq lists its product as hypothetical. The transcript has 5 exons. Bases 1 to 1341 code for a protein of 446 amino acids. NCBI's taxonomy places the organism in Eukaryota, Apicomplexa, Conoidasida, Eucoccidiorida, Eimeriidae. The record is from RefSeq and is a predicted model, not a curated record.